Talpa occidentalis (Iberian mole) is the source of this 627-nucleotide messenger RNA. It is a transcript of the gene HES4, whose product is annotated as hes family bHLH transcription factor 4. Gene Ontology annotation, molecular function: protein dimerization activity; DNA-binding transcription factor activity, RNA polymerase II-specific; RNA polymerase II cis-regulatory region sequence-specific DNA binding. NCBI's taxonomy places the organism in Eukaryota, Metazoa, Chordata, Mammalia, Eulipotyphla, Talpidae. Gene Ontology annotation, cellular component: nucleus. Gene Ontology annotation, biological process: anterior/posterior pattern specification; regulation of transcription by RNA polymerase II. The record is from RefSeq and is a predicted model, not a curated record.
AUGCCCGCCGACGCCCCGGGGAAGCCCAGGGCCUCGCCGCCGGCUGGGGCGCCGGCGAGCGCCCGCCGAUCCGCACGCCCGCCCCGGAGCGCCGCGGAGCACCGCAAGUCCUCCAAGCCCGUCAUGGAGAAGCGGCGCCGAGCGCGCAUCAACGAGAGCCUCGGGCAGCUCAAGACCCUCCUCCUGGACGCGCUGAGGAAGGAUAGCUCGCGCCACUCGAAGCUGGAGAAGGCGGACAUCCUGGAGAUGACCGUGCGGCACCUGCAGAGCCUGCGGCGCGUGCGGGUGGCAGCCGCGCUGGCCGCCGACCCCGCCGUGCUGGGCCAGUACCGCGCCGGCUUCCGCGAGUGUCUGGCCGAGGUGAGGCGCUUCCUGGCCGGCUGCGAGCCGUCCCCGCCGACGUGCGCGCCCCGCCUCUCGGCCACCCUGGCGGCCUGCCUGGGCCAGCUGCAGCCCUCGCGCCGCGCGCCCCGCGCCCGAGCCGCGGCCGCGCAGGCCCCGGCCCCCGGCGGCCCCGGGACUGUCUCCGCGCGCCCGCUCCCGCCGGGCCCGAGCCGGGCGCCCGCGGCUGCCCGCGGGGCGGGGCCGCAGGGCCAGGGCGCGCCCUGGAGGCCGUGGCUGCGGUGA